Molecule: messenger RNA, 573 nt
Organism: Paraglomus brasilianum
Lineage: Eukaryota; Fungi; Glomeromycota; Glomeromycetes; Paraglomerales; Paraglomeraceae
Source: the annotation of a GenBank genome assembly
AUGAACCAUUAUCAACGAGAACUUCCGGUUAUUACGUUGACGCCCUCGAAGGGUGAAGACAAACUUGACGUGGCGGCGGCUUCGGAAUCACGAGCGCAACAUCAGAAGCAUCAGAAAAAACAACAAUGGCGUGCUUCUCAGAGGAAUGCAAACGUCCAUGAGCUCUCUUCGACACCAUUUUUCCGGAAAUCCCAACCGCGUGUGUUUCAUGCAAAUAAUUGUAACGUAUUGGAAGCAGCUCAAGAGUUGUACGACGACGCGCCAGUGGGCUUUGCUGUCAAGCAAGAAUCGUCCGAUCAAGAUCUAGCCGAGUUGAGUCCUCGUUUCUACGAUCACGAUGUAAACCUGCUGCAGAAGAUUCUGGUAAUAACUAGAGGUGAACUAGAGAAGGCGAUCGAUCUGAUGCUCCUCAUCACCGAUGAUAAUACCAAAAUGGUCCCCGGGUCAUUACCGGCAGAAGUUCGAUCCCAAGCCAGAAGUCCUAGUCUUUUUCUGAUUCACCUACAAUCAAUGAGCCGAUUAAAUCCAAAGGCAAGGACGAGGCAAAGUGAUUCCCUCUCCAGGGCACAAUAG